Messenger RNA from Molossus molossus (Pallas's mastiff bat), 9903 nucleotides. It is a transcript of the gene CPLANE1, whose product is annotated as ciliogenesis and planar polarity effector 1. Gene Ontology annotation, cellular component: ciliary transition zone. Gene Ontology annotation, biological process: cilium assembly. NCBI's taxonomy places the organism in Eukaryota, Metazoa, Chordata, Mammalia, Chiroptera, Molossidae. The transcript has 53 exons. Gene Ontology annotation, molecular function: protein binding. The coding region runs from base 81 to 9746 and encodes 3221 amino acids. The record is from RefSeq and is a predicted model, not a curated record.
CCAACCAGGGCCGGGGACAAACUGCAACCGAGCAUUUUAUGACUGUUUUUACUUAACUGAACAUUGAUAUCUCGACAAGCAUGGAGGUGAGAUUAGAAGUUUUGACAUCAACAAGUAUCAAGCAGAAAAGACCCUGGCCACGAGUCUCCUGGUUAGGACAGGAAAACGAAGCUGUUUUCCUAUUGGAUGAUAAACUCAUAAAUGAAAUUAAUUUGCUCUCAGGAAGGACAAAGAAGAAAAUUUCUCGACUGCAGCCUUUGCUGAAGGAUGUUGUUGUCCUGACAACGUCCAGUAAUGAUGCAUGGCUGGCUGGGGUACUUACUACAGGAGAGCUUUUCCUUUGGAACAAAGAUCAAGAUUGUCUGAAAACUAUACAAGCAACUGAAAAGCCUAAGGAAAUGAUUAAAGCUGUAGUUGCAAGCUCAUUGAGACUCUAUUUGUAUGUAUCUGGAGAUGGAAAAAGGGUUCUGAUUAUAACUUCUGGAUGCAUAUUUCUUUGGGAGUAUUUGGAAUUCAAGAAUAUCUUAUCUUCUAAAAACCCUUCAUUGACGGGCCGGUGGUCCCAGAUCCUACCUGAAGAAGCAGUUCAUUUGCCUUCCACUGAAGAUAAAGAAGCUGUAGUGCAUGCGGUUUUUAUAAAAAAUGAGUUGUUUGGAGACUGCUGCUUGUGUUCAUUUACUUUUUAUUCUGGGGAAUGUCUGAAGUUGGCAUUUCUAGCAGUUCGGUGGCAUGAAAAUGUAUUUACAGUUAUGAGAUCACUGCCAUACAGUGUUCAUUGGGCACAGCAAGAUUGCCUUCUGUGUAGUCUAACUCCUGCAUGUGAAUCAAUAAAGUCAAGAGGAGCUCUGAUUUCUGCCUUUUCGAGUGAUGGCCUCACCUUGGCAGUAACUCUUAAUCAGAAAGACCCAAAGGCAACUCAGGUAUUAUUUAUAAACACACUGAAUUUUGUUACUCUCAGUGGUUGCCUUAAAGGAUGUAGCAAUAAGAAUCCUGUUGUUCCAGCUACACUUGUCAGGUCGUACUGGGUAGGUGAUAUCAGCUGGACUCAUGACAGUCUUUUUCUGGCAUGUAUGUUAAAACGUGGCUCCCUGGUUUUAUUGACAUGCCAAGGUGAAUUGCUAACAUUAAUUACACGUGGUUGCUCUAUAGAAUUUGGGCCAGCAGAAUUUAUUCCUCUUCACCCACUGAUUACGUAUAGACCACCGCAGUUUACGUUUCAAGAUUCAAAUAAUUCUGUAGAUUCAUCAGCGUCUGAUAGUGACCCUCUGAGACAGAGAUUUUCUGUGAAAGCACACUCACGGUUACCCUACCUCAUUGUUUCUGAUGGCUACAUGGUUACAACCCUCCGAUUUCUUGAUAGCUUGUCUCCAUCAGUGCUCAUGAGAUCCCUUCUGCUUGAUUCAACGCAGAGGCUUGAGAGAACAUACCAAAGUGUGAUACUGUCUAAGCCAAAAGGCAAAGGGCUGAACUUGCCGUCGUUGGAUUCCCUAAGGUCGAGCCUGUUAAAAUACCAACGAAACGAAUGUUCAGCCGAUUCUACUGUCCCCAGAUUCUUGCAGGGGGAAGAAACAAUGAAGUUACAUGAAAAAACAGCAGAUUCGCAGGAUUUUGAAACAGAAGAAACUAACGAAAGCACAUACUUUCCAAACAGCUUAUUGUCUUUUUGGAACCAAAAGAAUGACCCAUUGUUUAGUAGUGCCAAGGAGGGAAGACUGGAAUUUGCGUCUAUGUUUGAUACGAUACAUGCAAAGGAGAGCACCAAGGAGACGGACAGAACCAGUACAGAACUGCAUUCUGUCCAGAAAAAUCUCCUUGCAGCAUGGACUAUAGGAAUUUCAAAAAACGUGACGGAAAAAAAUUUAAUGUUAAAUUACACAGUAGUUUGUAUUACUCAUUUUUUGUACAUUCUUCAGUUUAUAAAAUGUCCUUUCCCCAAACUUGAUCUUUCUUUAAGCAAGAGACCAAGACACGAUGCGUGGGUUCUUUGUGUCUUUCAACUCUUUCGUCACUGCUUAUCAGUCCAGUACUGGGAUGUGAGGUGCAGACCAGACCUGAGGCACUUGGUGAAGCUGACCUCAGGUGCUAUGAAACUUUUUUUGACUCAGCAACAACAGGGUCAGUGGUUCUCAGAGAGGCUUUUAGCCUGUUUUCAUUUACUCCGGAUGGCAGCUGAUAAUUUAAAUGGCAUAUAUCAUCUUCAACCUGAAGUUAUUUCAGCAUCAACUAAUGGAAAUAGAACAGCAAAUCAAGACUCAUUGUUGGUACCCAUUUUUCAAAUAUUUCAAGAUAGUGGUUCUCAGGAAAACUGGUCUUGGAAUUCAUCUUUCAAGAUUUGUCCUCAAGUAGUAAAUCUUGUUCAACAGUCAGGACACAGAUUGAUGGUUCUCUGGAGAGUGCUGUACAAAAAAACGUUAUGGUAUCAGACACAGUUAAAUCGAAGAGUUCCUAAAGGUGACAGACAGUUAACUGCAAAGUUGACACAUGAAGCGUCUACUGUCCAGUCCCUGUUAUGUCACAUCCAGGCUAACUUACAGACUGCCGGAGUCUGCUUGAACCAGACCUUAGAGCUCAAUUCUAUCAACGGUGAAGAGUGUUUCCUGUUAGGAUCAUAUGAAAAGUCGGUUCAACUGUGGAAGGAAGCUCUACAAGAAACCCGAGAGAAUGGAGGAAGAAGGACCUGUUUUCUUCAGAUACGCUAUUACCUUUCUCUUUUGUACUGCCACUUGUAUAGCUAUAAUUUAAACGAUGCUCAAGGAUUGUGUGAUCAGCUAGUAAGAGAAAUACUGAGAUGGUCCCACCUACCUGUAAAAGAAGAUGACGAUAGUUCAGUUCCUGAGCUGGGAGCGACUGGACGUGUUCACCCAGAGGCGGCGGUGAGGGUCAUCCAGUCCAUGGCCCGGUUCAUGGCCGCCUAUUUCACCAACCAGCGGCUCUGCAUUUUGCCACCUCACAGUGUGAAUGUUCUUCCUCCCCUUCAUAUUAAAACAGAGCAGUCCCUUCGGCUUAUUCCUCUGCAACACGCUAAGGUGGCCAGUGUUGUGAGGGAUCAGAAUCUUUCCGACGUCUGGACGGUGGAAUAUGCCCUUGAGUUGUUAUUAAUUGGUGGCCUCGUUCCGGAAGCUGUGUGGUUGGCACAUAAACUGGGAGACUGGAAGACCUCUGUUUCGAUGGGCGUGGCCUUCCAGCUGUCCUGCAAACUAGACAGCAGUUUUGCAAGGUUCAAGAAGAAGGGUCAGAAUCUGCCCUUCAAUCUGACUCCAGCACAGAUUUUCCAGGAAAAGCUCCAGGGUCUCCUAGGUCAGCCAGCCUCUGUGGAAGCCAAAAGCGAAGUGGGCUCGAAACACAAGCAGUUUACAGAUCCCAUGGAAGAGGAAGAUGCGAGUCUGCUGCUGGGGGCGGUGCAGGAGGUGCUGAAGGCGGCGGCCAUGGCUGAGGUGGACGUCCUCUCCGAGACCCUGCAGCUUCUCCUGGGCUCUGCCAAGGCCUUCAGUCAGAGGCUCUGGGGCUUGGUGCCUGCCGGCUUGUACCUUCCAGCUCCGCCCUUAUACUGUCCUCAGCCAGCGGUUCUCAGUGAAGAAGAUGGUGAUGAUCUUCUUUUGAAAGCUGAGAAAGACAGUCGCCAGAAGGUGUCGGGAAUCCUUCAGCGUCUCCUCCUGCUGUUCCAAGCUGCGCGCUGCUCCUUCCCGGUCGCGCAGUGGUACAUCCUGCAGUUGAGGUGGACCAGGAAAGUCAUGCAGAAGAUCCGAAUGAAAGGGUCCCUCCCGUCUUUGAGUCCUUUCCCUCAGUCAUUACUUAAUUACUGUAUAGGAGGCGUAGCAUUUUUUCGACCUGGAGCAACUGGAGACAACAAGCUUGAUGAAGUUUCCAUCAAAGCCAUAGGGUGCUUCAGAGAACUUUGUGCUUUGUGCUGGAUGCUGCACGUCCGUGAUAAGUUAUCCUAUAGUUGCAGGCAGUAUCAGAAAGCAAGAGAAAAAGUGGAGGGGAAGAAGGACCUGGGAGCGGAGUGUGACCCCUGUGUGGCCGAGCACUGUCUCAGCGCGGCGGAGUGGGCUCGCAGGAUGCUGCCCUUCUCUCGGUUCUCCGAUGUGGAGGAACUCAUUCAGGAUCUCAUUUUGAGCCUUAUUGGGGAACUGCCACCAGUCAGAAAGGCAGCAGAAAUGUUUGUGAAAGCAUUUCCUAAUCCUGAGGACAUCAGGGUUCCGUUGAGAGAAAAAUACCACUCUCUUCAGCAGAGACUCAGACACUGUGUUGUGAAAGGUCCCCAGUCUGAGGAAAUGAUGUCUGUUGUCAUGCAUUCUAUCCACAAAGUGAGGGUCAAAGCCCUGAAGCGUGUGCAGAGGAACAUCGGUUCUUUUGAGAUGAAUAUAUGGGAACCAGUAGAGGAAGAAAAGCCAGCUGAGGGUCCAGGUUUUGACAGGUUUUCCCUGGGGACGAGUCUGAGCAGGAGCACACUCACAGACCUGGGGACUUCCCUGGUCCACAGCGAUGCUGACUCCGUCUCUGAGGCUUUGUCUGUUGAAGAAAAAAGGAGGACACAUUUCUACCAAAGUAGAAAUGCUGUAAAUCACAUGGAAUUUACAUCGAUUGCUAAGCCCAAUGAUGCAAAGAACACAGGUGGUCAGAAAGAAAGCCCUAAAAGAAAAGGUCACGAAGAGUCAUCACAAAAUGCGCUGCCUGUGAUAGGUGUGUGGGAAUUUGAACGUGAUGAUGACGAAUAUAUGAAGUUCCUGGAACUCUUCUUGAGUUACGUUCUUGAAAGAGACUUGCUUGGUUCCAAGGAUCCCGGCGUUCCGUUCCUCACGAGCUUUUCUGGGCACCUUAGGGAACAAGAACUGAACCCUUUACUUUCUGAUGUGCACGCGACACUGAAGCACCACCAGGGCAGACCCCGGAGCCAGAGUGUGUUCAGGGCGGGCUCCUGCUUUGUGGCUGCGCGGGAGUCACCCGAGUCUGAAGCGCCGGAAAGCCGGGCGCUGGCAGCUCCAGGACAGGCCAGUCAAGGGACCAGACCUGCUUCAGAGAACCCUUUGGACGACGUUAAUAAGAACGAGGGGAAGAGUGGGUUGUUCGGGUUGAAACGGAAGUCAGUUUACAGGAUACAGGGUGACAGUGCAGAGAAACCUUUCGUCCAGAGGUGGUCCAGCCGUAUUCCGUGGGCUCCCACGGCCAGUGGCAGUAGACGGUGCGUUUUCAGAGCGGUGCAGUGCGGCGACUUGAACCCUCAGGAGGAGCUCCCCCCAGGGCUGAGGACUUCGCCGGGCAGCCUACGACGGCUGCUGGAGUGGAUGGUGCGGUGGGCCGACCGCAGACUGCCCGGGGCCCCCGGUCUCACUGCGCCGUCCUGGCCGUCCAGCCCCGUCAUUCGCGUGAAGACCUCUGCGGCCGCCAUCCUGACAUCGCUGUGGCUUCUGAAACAACCCUAUUUUGCUACAUAUAAGACAAAAACCGCUAUUAUUAAGGAGCGUCCGCACACUGGGCCCCAGAGUGGGCUCCACGUUAGGGGCGAGUGCAAGACGGGUGCUGGGCGCGCUGAGGCAGGAUCCAUGCAGCAGGGGCCCGAGGAAGGAGAUGCUCACAGUGAAUCUCGUCAAAGCAUCACGAAAAUGCCAACUGAAGCCAAAACUCCUGAAAUAAAAGAAACCAAUGAUGAGAUUAUUUCUGUCACUGAUGAUACUGACAUUGAUGAGGAUCUUCUAGGAGGAGAAACAUUUACACAGGAAGAAAUUAAUACAUACCUUUCAGACCAUGAAGAAGAAGCCAAAGGCCCCGUCGGAAGUCCUGAAAGUCCCAGUCGUGUCCCUUACACCCAGACGUUACCACCGCGUUUAGAAGAACAUUCCAUGGGAGAGGUUCAGUGUCCAUGGGAAGAACCAUUGGAGACAUACAUGGAGAAAAAAUCAACAGAACAGAACGGUAUGAUCGAAGCCUUUUCAAAUCCUGAACACAUCAUUCCUCAUUCAUUUUGUGUUGCCACAAGUUCAGAAAUUUCUAGUGCUCCGAUCUCUGCAUUUAAAGAGAAACCUUCCUCAGAUCCACCUUUGGUGUCAAAUGGAGUCCAUGUUGCUUCACAAACAACACCUGUGCCAGCUCCCCAGCCCACUGAGAGGCACGAACCCGGGGCACAGGUCCCAGUUUCUUCUGAUUCUGCUCGGCAGAUGCUCCAAGAUGAGAUGUUCAAACUAGUUCAGUUGCAACAGAUCAACUUUCUGAGUCUAAUGCAAAUAGUAGGGUUGUCUGUUGCUAACGUCCCAGACACACACCGAUUGGUACAGCAGUCUCAGUCCGCGCGUUCGGUGGGAAGCCACGUACCAAACCUGACCGGAGGGAGCAGUGGUGCUGAAGACACCAGGGGACAUCCGCAGGAGAGGCCGUUCGUCUCCCCACCGUCCACGGGCCAGCACACGAGAGAGCCCGGCAGGAAGGGCACGCCCUGCCACCCGGGACUCGUGCAGUCCGAGCGGAGUCGCGAUGGAAACCUACAGAAUGUCCCACACAGCAGUGUUCCCCGUCAGCCCCAGGAGAGCCGACUGCCUGCGGCAUCUGAAAGCUUACCGACCACUUCGUUUUCCCCAGCCGCUGCUGGACAUGCACACCUCCGCCCUCUGUCCACACCUGCCCUGCCCACGAUGCCGAGACUGCUCCCAGCGGCACACACGCCCAGACCUGGUGAUGGAUUUCCUUUGCUCCAGUUCCAGCCUAAGCGUGGAUUCCCGCCCCUUUCCUUCCGUGUGGAGAGGGUCCCGGCUCCCUGCAGGUGUCAGCGCCCCAGAGAGGCGUGGGGCUCAGGGGAGGCCUCCCAGCCGCCGCUGCCGCAGAGAGCCUCAGCGGCCCCUGGGCGUGGGGGCCGGCGUGACGCUGAGGCCGCAGGAAAGGCGGGUGUGAAGGUGGAAGGCCCGAAGCCCGUGGACCUGGAUCAGUGUGUUGGACAAGAAAACGUGACACCUCUGCAGGACUCUCCAGUAUUUACAAAACCAGGAAACGUGUUUGAUGUUAAGCCAGGGCCCCUUGCGUUGUCUCCUCAGAAUUCCUUUGGAUUUCCACUGUUGCACCUGCAGCUUAGACCCCACUACACGUUUUCCUCUGUCUCAAGGCCACCGGCUGCAGUUCCCGCAAUACCUGUUAGAACUGUAACAGAAGAGAGAAAAUACCCAGGACUCUCCUUACUUCCUUCAUGUCUGUCUCAGGAAAAUCUGUACAAAACCCCACAACUUAUUCCAGUUGAAAACCUCAAUGCAUUUAAACAAAGCCGACAGAAACCAGCACGUGAGCUGUUCGGACGAGGCAAUCCUGGGCACCUUCAGCUUGUACAGAGCAAAACAGAGCCUCCUGAAGUCGGACCAGGAAGGGACAGCAAGAAAAGGCGAAGCCGGCGAGCCAAGAAAGAGCUGCAGGAAGGGCGACUGGAGAAACCCAGCGAGACUCUCCAGCCCCAGGGCGCGGUCACCAGCGCCAGCGCCGCCGAAGUAGCUGCGAAACCCACGGAGCAACGAGAACAUCGCGGUCCCCAGCCUUUGGAUGACUUUGAAGUUCCUCUCGAAAUGCUGCAAGGCGAUGUUGAUACUUCAGCUGGACUGCAUUUCAUGGCCUCUGUGAGAAAGAAAGCUAUAGAACGUCAGGACGCAAGUACAAAUACAGACCCAGCUCCUAAUUGGCCAGAAGAUAAAGAAGCUGCUUCUCAAGAAGUUGUUUCUGAGUGUCGUAAAAAUCAACAAGCUAUUUCCUCCACACCAGAAUGUGAACCUUUGACUGUCCCUCAGCUGUUGGCUCCAGAUAUAUGUCUAAGUCCCAGGCUCCCCCCUGAAAAAGCAGAGAGGCCUUGGUCACCUUUGGCAUCUGAUACGGUGGGACACACUUACAUCGCCGUGGUUGACAUCGAAGCCGAGGACCCGCAGGAGUGGCCUGUGGGAGAGCCUUCGGGCGACCGCGCCCUCGGGUGGCAGGCAGCAGCCCCGCCUUCGGCAGAGUCACACCACGCGGCAGCCUCAGUGACCAGUGCCCUUCCCCUCUGCAGUUUUAGGGGUCAAGAAUCUGCCAGUGCAGCAGCGGCCUUAUUUCUGAAGCCCGCGGAAGUGCCCCGGUCCUGUGUGGAUGGGGGAAGCUGGAGAGGAGGCAUCACGGGAGGGAAGGAGCCUGGUGCCAGCUCACCUUCGUCAUCAGACAGCGCGCGGGACAGAGACGUGCCAAAGCCAGAUUUUCAGCUCCGAGAGCGGUGCUCACAGCCCAAUGCCGAUGCCGCAGGAGAGGGUAGGCUGCGGGAUUACUUGCUGCAGGAGCUGCUGCAGGGCGUCUCUGCGCCGGGCCCCACGCCCAGCCCUGCAGCCUGCCGGCUGGAGCACCUCACCUCUCAGCUCCGGAAGAUCGACGCGCAGCUGCUGGCGAUACAGAGCAUUGCCGACCACAUCGAGCAGGACUUCCCCAGGCACGGAUGGGCACCCCUGCACUGUGAUACGGUUGACUCUGUGGAUCACACCCAAUUGUCUCUGGGCCCUGAAUCCGAAAAAACACCGGCUUCAGAAACCAUCACCGUCUCCCAAGGAGACUCUGGACUAGUGCAUUUCCUGACUCCUACGAAUAAGGAAGAUCAAAGUGACAAAGAACAGAUGUUCGAGGCUGAAUUUUCAGUUACAGAAAGUCAUUCUCGUAGGGAAACUUGUGUGUUUCCUUCUGCCGAUUCAGCGCUUAGCCUCUCCAGUGACCAGAAUACAAGUUUUCCUGGGGUGAAUAACAGUGAUGAGUUAUAUGAGAGCUUUUCAGUAGAUGCACUCCAGAUGACUGGGUUGACGGAUAUCGCAGAUAUUAUUGAAGACCUUAUCACAAAAGAUGGAGUUUCCAGUGAAGAGCUGGGCUUAACAGAACAACAAGCGAGGUGUAUCUCCAGGACCCAGCCUUCUUCCGACCGACGUCCCCGGAGGACUGCGCAGGAGAGGAGAGAGAUUCAGGUGUGGAUGAAGAGGAAGCGGAAGGCGCGCACGGCCGAGUACUUGCGUCAGCUGGCGGAGAGGAGAGGGCAGGAGCACGACCCCUUCCGCCCCAGGAGCAAAGCCUUCUACCUGACUUCAAGGGAAAUCAGGCUGAGACAAAAGCGGAAGCACGAAAAGGACAGAUUGCUACUCUCUGACCACUACAGCCGUCGACUCUCACAAGCACACAGUCUGAUGAAUGAACUGUUGUCUGAGUCCGCACAGCUACCAGCAGCGACGCAGAAACCACCGCCUCCCAAGCCCAGACCCGCGCGCACUGCCAGACUGCCCGGCUCCCUUUCUCCGGGAAGAGAGACUCGACACGGUCACAACUUCCCAAUAAAUCGACCUGGAAAAGUCAGAUAUACAUCCAAACCAAGUUAUAUCCCAAAAGGAAAACCUUUUGGACAACUUCAAGGCUCACCUUGGCCACAUGGCCCUACUGCCCCGCGGCGGCGUCUGCAGCACACAGAGCACGGGCGUGCUGGGCGUGCACCCCAGAGCAAGCAGGCGUGUGCAGAGCACGAGAGAGAGGAGACUGUGGUGAGCCCCUGGCUGGUGCCCUCCGACAUCCGCACGAUUCUGCACAGAUGUCAGAGCCCCCUUCUGCAGGACUUGCCACCACCUGGAGCGGAGCCAGAGCGCCGAGCCGGGCGGGGGGGCACGGACAGUGUGUCUGGGAGCACUGGCAGCACCCUCAGCAAGCUCGACUGGAAGGCCAUCGAAGACAUGGUCGCCGGCGUGGAAGACAACAGCCUGUCUGUCCACUGGGCCCUGGAUCUGUGAGGCCUAAACAUCAUUCUGUUUUUAGGGCCGGCACCUCAACGACGUAAUCCUGAGAUGGGUGGGUUUAAUGAGUGAGUUCACCACCUGGACAAGCCAUUUCAGGAGGGAAAAUAAACAUUUCUCAAUAACUUUGCCUUCAUGGGAAAGGGUUCUUUAA